Molecule: messenger RNA, 6296 nt
Organism: Sorex araneus (European shrew)
Lineage: Eukaryota; Metazoa; Chordata; Mammalia; Eulipotyphla; Soricidae
Gene: ATG10
Product: autophagy related 10
Exons: 8
Coding region: 13-861 (282 amino acids)
Biological process (GO): protein modification by small protein conjugation; macroautophagy; protein lipidation
Cellular component (GO): intracellular anatomical structure
Molecular function (GO): Atg12 transferase activity
Source: RefSeq, a predicted model, not a curated record
AGAAAAACUGAAAUGUUGCGGAUGUGUUCCAGUCCCGCAACCCGGAGCCGUGUUAGUUGCUUCUCAGUGUCGCCAGGACUCCAUCCGGAGAAGGUGUGCCUGCUGUACCUCCUCCAUCUGGAUCCCUGGUGUUGUUGGCCCGGAUUCGGGUCCGGAGCAUUUCUCCGGCCGCGUUGCUCACCAGACUGCCUGGCCUCUUCUCUGUUGAAGCUCUCAUUUAAUAUGGAAGAAGAUGAAUUCUUUGGAGAAAAAACAUUCCAAUAUUAUUGUGCAGAAUUUAUUAAACAUUCACAGCAGAUAGGUGAUGGUUGGGAAUGGAGAACUUCAAAGGACUGUUCUGAUGGCUACAUGUGCAAAACACACUUUCAAACCAGGGCGUCACCUUUAGAAAAAUCUGCCCCUGGGCAGGCAUCUCUUCCCAUGGAGGAGGCUUUAGAGCUGCCGUUGGAUGAUUCUGAAGUGACCGAGACUCCAGCAGCCAUGGAAGUGAUCAAAUAUGAGUAUCAUGUCCUCUAUUCCUGUAGCUACCAAGCGCCGGUGCUUUACUUUAGGGCAAGCUUUUUAGAUGGAAGACCGUUGACUCUGAAGGACAUUUGGGAAGGAGUUCAUGAGUGCUAUAAGACACGGCUGCAGCAGGGACCAUGGGAGACAAUUACUCAACAGGAACACCCAAUACUCGGGCAACCCUUUUUUGUACUUCAUCCCUGCAAGACGAAUGAAUUCAUGAUGCCCGUGUUAAAGAAUUCCCGGAAAAUCAAUAGCAACGUCAACUACAUCACAUCAUGGCUGAGCAUCGUGGGACCAGUCGUGGGGCUCAGUCUACCUCUGAGUUAUGCAGGAGCCACCCCUCAGGAUGAAUGAAAUGUUGGUGCACAAGGUAGAUUCUUCUACUGAGCCCAGGAUCUUAGAAAUUCCAGCAUGAAAAACACCAAGAGUUUACCUGGUCUGCCCUGGCUUAAUAGGACCAAAGCCUCUGCAAUAUUUCAACUCUCCAAGAUUGCAACAUAGAUUUUUGUUUUCCCUUGAAGCAAAUGUCUGCUGCAACUGAUAUACUGUAUGUUUGGAAGAAAUGCCUCAAAGACACAAAUAUAAUUUUUGCUAUAAAUAGCUGAAAAUGAGUCUAACUCAAUGAUAGAAACACUGACAUCAUCAGGGUGCUUCCGGGUCAUUCUUUUCUGGGCCAAGCACUUCACAUCUCAUUUUCUGAUAUGCAGGUUGGUAGAGAAAUGAACUUGUGGGAUAAUUUUAAUAUAAGAUGUAUGAAAAUUAAAAUAUAGGAUUUACAUGUCCCCAGAAGCAAUGUCAUAAACAUGAUUUUGCUUAAAUUACUGUACCACAGUCACACCCAGAAACAAUGGAUUAUUCUGUGUAACUCCAGAAACACAUGCUUGUGCAUGUGUGUGUAGAUAAAGGAAAAGACAACAUUUUAUUAUUUAUGAGAUCAUGUUCUUUCAUUAGGUGGCUGGAGCAAUAGCACAGUGGGUAAGGCGUUUGCCUUGCAUGAGGCCAAACCGGGUUCUAUUCCUCCGUCCCUCUCAGAGAGCCUGGCAAGCUACUGAGAGUAUCCCACCUCCAUGGCAGAGCUUGGCAAGCUACUCAUGGCGUAUUUGAUAUGCCAAAAACAGUAACAACAAGUCUCACAAUGGAGACAUAACUGGUGCUGCUCGAGCAAAUCGAUGAACAAUGGGACAACAAUGCUGCGGUACUAGAGUUCUUUCAUAAGCAAAAGAUUUGGUUUUUUGUUUUUAAUUGUUGCUUUUGUUUGUUUCUGUUUGUGGGUCACAUCCAGCUCUAUAUCACGGAUCAUUCCUGGUGGUGCUUAGGGGUCCAUGUGAUACUGGGGAUGAAAACAGUAUCAGCUGAAUGAGAGGCAAGCACUUCACCUCUGUACUAUUUCUUCAACUCCUAAGCAAAUGUAUUAAGGUAGACCUAAUAUGGCAACAUUUUCUGUUCUGGUUGACUUUUCUGUUUGUUUGUUAAUUCAGUUUGAUUUGGGAGCCUUACCCAGCAGUCAUGAGGGGAUUUUUCUGACUCUGUGGUCAGGAGUGACGACUGGUGGUGCUCAGGAAACCAGAUACUUGGUACUGGGGAUUGAACCAGAGCUGGCGACAUGCAAGGCAAGCAAUUUGUUCACUGUACUAUCUCUUCAGCUAUCAUUUUUUUUUUUUUUUGCUUUUUGGGUCACACCCAGCGAUGCUCAGGGGUUACUCCUGGCUCUGCACUCAGGAAUUACUCCUGGCGGUGCUUGGGGGACCAUAUGGGAUGCCGGGGAUCGAACCCGGGUCGGCCGCGUGCAAGGCAAACGCCCUACCCGUUGUGCUAUCGCUCCGGCCCCCAGCUAUCAUUUUUUUUAAGUUAAUAUUUUUAUGGUGUAGAUAACAUGAUUAUAGUGAUGUUGACAUUUAUGGUUUUGAUGUACAAAGCUACUGCACCUUCAUCAUCACCAAAGUGCACAUGACCUUCCUCCAUUGUCACUGUGUCACCUCUGGUCCACCUUUUCCCUCUCUCCCAUACCCCCACCCACAUCACCAACCCCUAUCCCCAACUGGUUGUAAUCUAAAUUUUUUAAUUCAAGGCCAACAAAGUUGGGUUCCUUGAGUUUUUGUUGUUGUUGUUUUUCAUUUUAAUUUGACAGGAGCUAAAGCAAUGAGAAAAAUGUAGCUGCUUUGGGGAUGGUGGAUUAGCAUCUGUCAAUGAGAGAUGGACCUUAAAGUCACUUGAGGGUCUGUAACACGUUGCUUUAGGAGAAAUGCUAGGACAGCAACUCCCAUACCCCUCCUGGGUCACACGCACACCCACCCACUCACACACACACACACACACACACACACACACACACACACACAUGCACACACAUGCACACACUCCUGGAUACCAUCUAAUCUGGAUGCCUCUCACUGUGGCAUACAUCUGUGUGGUUUUGGUCCCUAAAACAGGCCUUUUGCAAUUCUGUGCAUGGCCUCAGCAAAAGACUUGAGAGAUAGUAGGGUGGUAAGGCACUUGCCUUGCAUUCCUCUGACCUUGGUUCUCUCCCCAGCACUGCAUGUGGUUUCCUGGACACUGCCAGCAGUGAACUCUGAACACAAAGAUAGGAAUAGCCUCUGAGAACCCCUGGGGUGGCUCAAAAUAACUUCCUGCGCCUCCUCACCAUAACCUCCCCCCUUCCCGCUGCCCACCUACCGCCACCCAAGUUAGCCCCAACCAGCUGGACUUCCUUGUUCACAUGUGUCCCAGCAUCAUCACCCGAGACCCCUGGAGAAUAAGGAAUUUAGGCCUCAGUGUUCCCAGGAGGCCAAGAAGUGGGAAGCAGACAGAGUUAGCCCAGGCCCCUGACAGUGCUUCCCGGAGUCUGUAGGUUAAGGGCUGAGCUUCACUCAGGGAACAGAAGUUGAGAGCGGGUUAAUUCAGACUGCUGGGAAAGCUAAAAGUAAAUUUUAAAAUGCUGAGCUGCACACAUUCAUGUUGGAUGAGAAGCUGCCUCCAUGCUCGCUGGGCAUUUUGGUAUUUACCAGUUCACAUCUUUGCAAUUUCCACAAGGGAUUUCCCCCUCCUCUCCCUAAUGUAAAUACACAUUUCUCAGCAAGUCCUUUCUCAAGUUGUGUCACUUCUGGGGUGAAAAAUAAUAAUAAUAAUGCAAGAACUUAACAAUAGCAUGUCAUUUGGAUGAUGUACAUGUAUGGAGGUAUUAGUUAGGCUUUGCUAACAGAUUCUGAGAUGAGAGUCUUUCAGUUGGGAUCUAGUGUAUUUAUAGCUGUUUUAGAGAGUUAACAUUUUCCUCCUAAUUGAUGAAGACCUGAAAAUGUGUCAGUGGCAGAAAAAAUAUAAGUUGCUCAGUCAACCCUCAUCAGUUCACUCUUUUUUUUAACUCCACCCAGAAUGUUUUGGUGGUCAUUUUGUUUGUUUGUUUUUGUUCUGCUCGGUUUGAUCAAUUUAGUUUUGGUGCUCAGGCAUUACUUUUGGCUCCACACUCAGGGGUUACUCCUGACAGGGUUUGGGAGACCAUUCAGGGUGCCGGAGAGUGAAUCCAGGUCAGCUGUCAGGUUUGCGUCAAGAAUCCUACUCCAUGUAUUAUCUAUCACUCCAGUCCCAGAAUGUUUUUUUAACAAACUUUUAAUUGGCAGUUGAUUGGAAAUAUAUUUACAUUGUUUUGAUCAUGUGUAUGGAUCACAUUGUUAUCCCGGUGGUUAUAAAAUAUUGGAAAAUGCUUUGUUGGGUUAAAGAACAGUUCAUUCUCCACAUUAUGAAGAUGUUUCCUCCUAGUCUCCUGUCCAGGGCUUUCAGUGCAAAGCCUUUUAGUCAGAAAUAAGGCCGGUUAAAGCUACAAGCAGCCAAUCUCCUUAAUUCUGCUUUUGUCUGGCUUUGGAAAAAUUCAUCUCAUCUUCCUGGCCCUCUGUUUGCUCAUUGACAAAAUGAAGCAAUUCAACCCUCUGACUUCCCCGACUCUGAUUCGUGGAUCUGUGAAAAGGGGAGUCGAAAGCUCUAGACAAGUCUGGCUCACUGCUAAUGGUGUGUGACUUCGCUAAUUUUCUUAAUCUCCUUGAGUCUUUUACCAUUGCUACUUUGGGGAGGAAAAGCCUAUAAUAUCCUCCCCACCUGACAAGGACAUGGGAAAGAUGAGAACAGUAAAUAAGCUUUAGUGUCUCACCACCAGUGCUAGGGGAAGCGGUCAUUACCCUAUCAGGUUAGAACCCUAGCCCCCAGCCUGGCUCCUGCCUGAAGCCCCACAAGGCCAGGCAAGUAUUGAUUUGGAGCUGGAGAAAUUGCAUAAGGCAUUUGUUUUGCUUGUGACUGACCCUGGUUCCAAUUUCAGCACCACAUGGUCCCCUGAACACCGCUGGAAGUGCCUCCCAUGCAGAACUGGGAGUAGCUGUUCCCUGAACAGCAACAGGUGUGGCCCAGUUCCCCUAAAUAAAACAAACAUAACCCCCAAAAAGCUUAAUUUCAGGGCAGAGAGAUAGAACAAGGGGUAAUGUGCUUGUUUUGCAUGCAGCCAAACCAGUUUUGCUCCCUGGUACUACACACACACACACACACACACACACACACACACACACACACACACACGAUCCCUUGAGCAUUAUUAGGAAUUAGAUCUGCGCAUCACUAUGUGUGCCCUGCCCAGCCCCCCAAACCAAAACAAAAUCAGAAAAACAUGUGUUGAUCUUAAGUACAAAGCCUACAAGCAGAGUUUGCAAUAACAAAGCCUUUAAAAUAGAAAUAAAGGAGAAGUCAGAAACAAAUUUUGCAUCUAUUUCUCCCGACCCCUGAGUUGUUUGGAGAUCUGCAUGGUCAGAAGCAACUCUUCCCUAAGUCCCAGAGCAGAUAUGCUCGUGCGCUGAGAUAGGGGGUGCUACCGGAUUAAAAUGUGCAGGUAAAAACCACAGCACCCAAAAGGAGAGAGCAAAAGGGAAUGCCCUGCCACAGAGGCAGGGUGGGGUGGGGAUGCAAGGAGGGAUGCUGGGACCACUGGUGGUGGAAAGUGGGCACUGGUGGCAGGAUGGGCACUCGACCACUGUAUACCUGAAAUGCAAGCACAAAAGUUUUAAGUCUGUAACUGUACCUCAUGGUGAUUCACUAAUAAAAACUUUUAAAAAGAUGUGCAGGUGAAACAAUGCCAAUACCCUCUUCGUGAGCUCCUGUUAAGUGUGGGUGGUGUGGAGAGCAAACCAGAAGCUGGAUCCUGGCUCUCAGAGUGCCUGUGUCCUGCGGAGCAGACAGACAAGAUUCCGGGCAGCAGGAUACAUCAUGGAAAGCAUCUCCCGGGGAAGGUUUGCACAGGGUGACAUGAGUGGAGUCCCCAGAAAGGCAGGAUUUCAAACAGGUGAAGCAUGCGGAAGGAGAAGCCAAGGUAUAGCUCGGUGGCAAAAGUACCAGCCUUGCAGGCAUGGGUCUGUGAGUCCAAUCUCACGCCACAUGUCCAACACAAUUACGACGACACAACAAAAAUAUUGUGUGACCUCUGGCAAACUGCAGCCAAGUGUGUGAGCACUGACGUGUGUGCUCCUGGGGGCGGAGAGGAGGCAUGUGUGCACCAACACAACCAAGUGUGAUCCUGUCAGGCGCCACUAUCAAGUGUGUGAGCAACUGGAUGGGAGCAACUCCUGGUCUUCAGAUUAGACAGAAGGGAAGGAAAGGAGAUUUUUUUUUAAUUUAUUUAUUAGUGAGUCACAGUGAGGGUACAGUUACAGAUUUACACAUUUUCGUGCUCAUGUUUCCCUCAUACAAAGUUCGAGAACCCAUCCCUUCACCAGUGCCCAUUCUCCACCACCAAUAAACCCAGCAUCCCUCCCACCCUC